UUAGUAGACGCUAGGAGAAGCAUUUUACUAGACGUUUGAAGAAGACUCGAACUUGUGCUGAUCUGUUUUCAAAACGAUAUCAAUUUCAAUGGGAAAUCUAAUGGCAAGAAAAAAUGAAUAUCGUCCACCGAGAACAAUUGCUGAGGCAAAGGCUGAAAUUGUGGAUAGUCUUUUGAGGAUUCAGGAACACUACAAUGAAAUUAACAGAAUGCGAAAUGAAGAUCGUGCCAAAUGGAAAUCACUUAACAAAAAAGUUGAAAUACUUGAAGCCGUGAAAGCUAGAGCUUUGAAAGAAGAACGACAGCGUUUGCGAGAUCUUGAGAGAAGCAAAGAGCGCGAUGAGCUCCAAGCUAAUUUGUCAAAAGAUAUCAUCAUAACUCCAUAUGGAGCAAGCAAGGAGAAGAUAGUAUAUCCAAAUCUUAAUAAACAACGUGAAGAGGCAUCAAAGAAGAAAUCUCCGCCGUUAACAAUGAAAACGUCUUCAGUCCCUUCCGCAGACUAUGGCAAAUUUGAAUUUAAACGAAGAUUAUCUAAGCUUCCACCAUCCAAACUAAAGCGAGCGAAACGGAAGAAAAUGCUGAAGCUGGAUAUAACUCAAGAAAGUGCUGAAUCAGCAGAAAAAGAUAAAGACGAGGAGGACUUCUUCGCACUUGGAGAACUCCCGGAUGGAAGCGGUUCAGCCAGCGAAGAAUUGUUCGUGCAAGUUGAUAGAAUGAUACAGGAAAGCGAAAAAUCUAAACAACGCACUCGCCGAAAAGAACCGGAAAUGGACAGAGUAACUGCGAGCAAAGCAAAAGUCGUAACAAUGCCAAUACGCAUGGAAAUAAGCCAAUCAAAUGAGGAUGCUCGGUUCUCGGGAGAGUUUCCAGCGCAACGGGGAUCCAAGCGAUUUCUUGUUCUCGCUCAUCUCUUGUUUCUGGCAUCAUCCAUAUGGCUGAUGUGGAAUGUUGGUGCAGUCGAGUUUGCAGGCCUACCUGUGCCAGGCCUUGAUGGACUUCUACCUUUUGAUGUGCCUGCUCGGAAGCUUUGCGUGAAGGAGACAACGAUUCUCUGUGGCACUCUGAUGGGUUUAGCGGUCAUGCGAGCUAUUGAUGGUGUCUGGCAACAUGGUGGUGUUUCGCCACUCUUCUGCGUUAAUCCUGCACUGUUUCGUCUGCCAUUUCUAUUCAGUGUCCUCUCGCUAGCAGGAAUGUUGUUUUUGUGGUCGGUGCGCAGCGGUAGAAUGCAAUUGUACGAACUUGAGCUUGCUCCAGCCAACUAUAGUUUCAUUCUCCUCAUCAUAGUGUGUCACUUACUGCAUUUUCUUCCUCGUUAG
Cylicocyclus nassatus is the source of this 1315-nucleotide messenger RNA. The record is from the annotation of a GenBank genome assembly. Lineage: Eukaryota; Metazoa; Nematoda; Chromadorea; Rhabditida; Strongylidae.